This is a messenger RNA of Alexandromys fortis (reed vole), 1718 nucleotides long. It is a transcript of the gene Wrap73, whose product is annotated as WD repeat containing, antisense to TP73. Gene Ontology annotation, cellular component: mitotic spindle; MWP complex; microtubule organizing center. The record is from RefSeq and is a predicted model, not a curated record. The coding region runs from base 65 to 1564 and encodes 499 amino acids. The transcript is spliced from 13 exons. NCBI's taxonomy places the organism in Eukaryota, Metazoa, Chordata, Mammalia, Rodentia, Cricetidae. Gene Ontology annotation, molecular function: protein binding. Gene Ontology annotation, biological process: microtubule anchoring at mitotic spindle pole body.
GCCGCGGCCCGCGGCGGUUGCGGGCGGUACCUUAGGGCGCUGCUGGCCCCGGCUGGCCGCGGCCAUGAACUUUUCGGAAUCAUUCAAGCUUUCGGGCCUGCUUUGCAGGUUCUCCCCGGACGGCAAGUACCUGGCUUCCUGUGUCCAGUACCGGCUAGUGAUCCGGGAUGGGAAGACCCUUCAGAUCCUUCAGUUGUAUACGUGCCUGGACCAGAUCCAGCACAUAGAGUGGUCAGCAGACUCCCUCUUCAUCCUGUGUGCCAUGUACAGACGGGGGCUUGUGCAGGUCUGGUCACUGGAGCAGCCAGAAUGGCACUGCAAAAUCGACGAGGGCUCCGCAGGGCUGGUUGCUUCCUGCUGGAGUCCAGACGGCCGCCACAUUCUGAAUACAACUGAAUUUCAUCUGCGAAUAACCGUCUGGUCCCUGUGCACAAAAUCUGUGUCUUACAUCAAGUAUCCCAAAGCCUGUCAGCAGGGAAUAACUUUCACCAGGGAUGGCCGCUACCUGGCCUUGGCAGAGAGGCGAGACUGCAGGGACUAUGUGAGCAUCUUUGUGUGCAGCGACUGGCAGCUCCUCCGGCACUUUGACACAGAUACGCAGGAUCUCACAGGGAUCGAGUGGGCCCCGAAUGGCUGUGUGCUGGCAGCGUGGGACACUUGCUUGGAGUACAAGAUUCUGCUCUACUCCUUGGACGGCCGCCUGCUCUCCGCAUAUUGUGCCUAUGAGUGGUCCCUGGGCAUCAAGUCUGUGGCCUGGAGCCCCAGUAGUCAGUUCCUGGCCAUUGGGAGCUAUGACGGAAAGGUGCGCCUCCUUAAUCAUGUGACCUGGAAGAUGAUCACCGAGUUUGGGCAUCCUGCAACCAUUAAUAAUCCCAAGACAGACUGGUGUAUAAAUCAGCUAUGUCACUGGGACAGGAUCAAUUUAAAGGAAAGGGGGCUUCAGUCCGUGGACCCUAUGCCUUCUUACUCUGGACUUGUGUCAAGGCAACACACUGUGGUUGUGUAUAAGGAAGCUGAGAAGAUCCCACAGCUGGGGCUGGGCCACCUGUCCUUCCCACCACCCCGAGCAAUGGCGGGUGCCCUCUCUACCUCAGAGAGCAAAUAUGAGAUCGCCUCUGGGCCAGUUGCCUUGCAGACUCUGAAGCCGGUAGCUGACAGAGCGAACCCUAGGAUGGGAGUAGGGAUGCUGGCUUUCAGUUCUGACAGCUACUUCCUGGCAACAAGAAACGACAAUGUCCCCAACGCUGUCUGGGUCUGGGACAUUCAGAAGCUGAAGCUGUUUGUGGUACUGGAGCAUUUGUCUCCAGUGCGCUCAUUUCAGUGGGACCCACAGCAGCCAAGGCUGGCCAUCUGUACAGGCGGGAGCAAGGUGUACCUGUGGUCCCCCGCAGGCUGUGUGUCCGUGCAGGUACCUGGGGAAGGUGACUUCCCAGUGCUUGGACUGUGCUGGCACUUGAGUGGGGAUUCCUUGGCCCUCCUUAGCAAGGACCACUUCUGUCUCUGUUUUCUGGAGACCAAGGAGGGGUUUGGUGCAGCCUGUGGACAACGGGAUGGCCAUGCCUAGGACCUGAGUGGAAACCGAGGCGACGGGCCCUGCUGCUUUCAACACAAGCAACAGCUGCGCAGGCUCCUGAUGGGACGGGAUACCCAGUUUUCUGUAGUGACGUGUUCUGUAAAUAUGUAUAAACUGUAACAUAAAAUAGGUAUUUGCAAAUCCA